Laccaria bicolor S238N-H82 is the source of this 321-nucleotide messenger RNA. RefSeq lists its product as uncharacterized. Lineage: Eukaryota; Fungi; Basidiomycota; Agaricomycetes; Agaricales; Hydnangiaceae. The record is from RefSeq and is a predicted model, not a curated record. The coding region runs from base 1 to 321 and encodes 106 amino acids. The transcript is spliced from 2 exons.
AUGUCUGGGACUGGCGCAAAACCCAGGACACAGACGACUCUGACGAGCAAAGGUAAAAUGACAAUCACACGACAUACCCAACCUGUCGAAGCAGAAGCACAACCACAAGAACGGAAAAGGACGAGGGCGGCUGGAUCGGCGGAGAUAGAGGGGAACGAUCAGGAGAUUAGCGAUGCCGAAAAGGGCAAGAUAUACCUCGAAGAGACGCUCACAUUCGUACCAGCAGGUGCGACGCCCACUUUGGACACGCUCUCGACAGCCCUCUUCCAGAUAGCGGCUAUGCAGGGUAUCGGACGCCCAGCAGUCAACGCGAAAUUGUAA